GAGCUCCAAUUCUUUCGUCUGCUAAGCCCCGCAUUCCCUCUGUGUCAAGGAGAAAACCAAGGUUGACUCAUCUUGGAGCCUCUCUUAAUCUCUCUGUAAGCUUUUGCUUCCAUUUUCUUUUCCCUUUUUCUGCAUUUCAAGAUCUGCAAAGGUUCUAUAUCAAUUAGAUUCAUUCUUUUUUUGUAUAUUUAAUGGAUAGCAAUUACACAGCUAUUCCCAAGAAUUCGUUUGUAGAAUUACAAUUGAAUCAUGAUCCUGAGAUCCCAAUACACCCUCGAAAAACCCACGUCAAAUUGCUUCCUCUUAAUGAUGAGGAGAACUUUGGAGAUCCCAGGAUCGAGAAUGCUGGAAUUUUAGGUGGUGAUGAUGAUGAUGAUGAUUUUGAUAUUGAUAAUUAUCCACUUGUUCUUUCCAAAUCCAACAGCGAGUCUGGGAUUUAUGGUGCGGUUUUUAAUCUCACCACAACUAUUAUUGGGGCCGGGAUUAUGGCCUUACCAGCUACAAUUAAGGUUCUUGGAUUGGUUUUAGGGUUUCUGUUGAUAAUUCUGAUGGGUAUUCUGUCUGAAAUCAGCGUUGAAUUAUUAGUUAGGUUUUCGGUACUUUGUAAGGCUUCUUCCUAUGGUGAAGUUGUCCAAUGUGCUUUAGGAAAAACCGGCAAGGUUUUGUCUGAGAUUUGUAUAAUUUUGAACAAUGCAGGUUUUAUGGUUGUGUAUUUGAUAAUUGUAGGUGAUGUUAUGUCAGGAUCUCUCCAUCAUAUGGGGGUUUUUGAUCAAUGGUUAGGGCAUGGGGUGUGGGAUCAUAGGAAGUUGGUGAUUUUGGUUGUGGUGGUUGUUUUUCUUGCACCCCUUUGUGCUCUGGAUAAGAUUGAUUCACUUAGCUUAACUUCAGCUGCUUCUGUGGCUUUGGCUGUUGUCUUUGUUGUGGUAUGUUUUAUUGUUGCUUUUAUUAAACUUGUUGAAGGAAAAAUUGAGGCUCCAAGGAUGACCCCCGAUUUUGGUUCAAAGAAGGCCAUUUUGGAUUUGCUUGUGGUGAUUCCCAUCAUGACAAAUGCUUAUGUUUGCCACUUUAACGUUCAGCCUAUAUAUAAUGAACUUGAAGGGCGGUCACCCCAGAAGAUGAACCGAGUGGGGAGAAUUACAACUAUUCUUUGCAUUACCGUUUAUGCUUUGACUGCCAUAUCAGGUUAUCUACUCUUUGGGAAGGAUACUGAAGCUGAUGUACUGACCAAUUUUGACUCAGAUCUUGGGAUUCCUUUUAGCGCCGCCUUGGAUUAUAUUGUCAGGGUUGGGUAUAUUCUUCAUUUGAUUCUUGUUUUUCCUGUUGUUCAUUUCUCUUUAAGGCAAACAGUGGAUGCCAUGGUGUUUGAGGGAUCUGCUCCACUUUCGGAGAGUAGGAAGAGAUCUUUAGCCUUAACAGCAGUGCUAUUGGGACUGAUUUAUUUUUGCUCUACCAUGGUGCCAAACAUUUGGACAGCUUUCAAAUUCACAGGGGCAACUACAGCAGUGUCAUUAGGUUUCAUUUUUCCAUCUCUUGUUGCAUUGAGAUUAAGUCAUCGAGGUGAGGGUUUGAGCCAUGGAGAGAAGUUCUUGUCAUGGUUUAUGCUAAUCAUGGCAAUAGUAGUUGGCGUUGUUGGUGUAAUUGGAAAUAUUUAUAGCUUCAAAAGUCAAUCCAAAUGAUAUUCUUCUUACUGGUUUGGUGGUAGUUUUUAUGGAAAAAACAUUGCCAAUUUUCGUCAUAGUCGAGUGAUGCUUUCUCUGGUGCCUACUCAUUUCAAACAACCAAAUCUAAUUGGGAAAUUGAUGGACCUGUGGCAAAAUGUUGUUUCAGAUUGCACUGAUGUUAGGAGGUUCUCACAGAGGCUUAUAAAGAUCUGAGGGGUGUCCUGAUGUUUGAGAUACAGCGACUUUUCAGAGCAACUGUGACAGGCCAUUUGAAGAAUGUUUAGGUAAAACUACUUAUAUAGUUUUAGGGCACCAACCACACGUAAGUUGAUCGAAAAAAUGCACUUCAGUUGCAGUAGGUUUUGUUUUCUUUUGCCUUCGAAUGUCAUUUAAACUGUAUACUUCAACAGCAAUAAUGCUGCUAAUGUGAAUUUUUUACUGGAAUUUAUGUAGCAAUGUGGCAUUCUUGAUUAA
Messenger RNA from Hevea brasiliensis (rubber tree), 2135 nucleotides. RefSeq names its product amino acid transporter AVT6E. Gene Ontology annotation, molecular function: amino acid transmembrane transporter activity. The transcript has a single exon. The coding region runs from base 192 to 1676 and encodes 494 amino acids. Lineage: Eukaryota; Viridiplantae; Streptophyta; Magnoliopsida; Malpighiales; Euphorbiaceae. Gene Ontology annotation, biological process: amino acid transmembrane transport. The record is from RefSeq and is a predicted model, not a curated record.